Messenger RNA from Cyanistes caeruleus (blue tit), 2302 nucleotides. NCBI's taxonomy places the organism in Eukaryota, Metazoa, Chordata, Aves, Passeriformes, Paridae. The record is from RefSeq and is a predicted model, not a curated record.
AAAGAUCACUGAGUCCAGCUCUUAAGGGAAUGGCCCAUACAGAGAUCAAACACACAAUGUUGGUGUUGUUAGCACUGUUCUUUAACUAGCUGAGCCAGUGCAUCAUUUGGAGUUUAUCAGAGUUUAGAACAGAGUUCAAAGAGAAGAAACCAGGAUGGAGUUAAGAACUUUCUUCCAGUUUGUAAGAGCCAUUGUUUACAUUCAUGGGAAUACCAUGAAGCAAGGCAAACAUCACAGAAUUUUAAAAAAUGUGUGUGUUUUUCUAAGCAUCUGAUAGCAAGCAUAGUACUGUUUGUACUGAAGUAUGGGUGCUGCCAACCAGAGUCUGUCAAGAGAACUGUUCAGCUUGAAUUUUCUCCUUAGAAAAAGUCCUCUUUCUCCUCUAUAUAUAUUUCUUCCCUCUGCAGAGCUGCACUAAUUCAAGUUGCAUAAAUUGCAACUUAACAAGAAAAGAAGAAAAAUCUAACAAAGAAAGGAUUAUUAAACCAUUUUGUUUUCUUUCAGAUGAGAAUUCUGGGUCCUUUGGGCUGUCAGUCUGGGGCAUCAUGGUCUUAAGCUGAAAAGUCACGUAAUCAAAAAUGUAGAUUUUCUGAAAGGGUAUCUUACAGAAGACUGUCAUUUCCAUGGGUUAUAUCUAUGUUUUGGUAAGUGUUUUAAAGCAAUUAGAAUAAAUGGCAUAUGGCAAAGCUUUCAUAUUUUUAUAUAUUAAUGAUUAACUGACUUCCUACCUCUUUGUUGACUUAGUGGGAGAGUGACAAGGAACUGAGAGGUACCUAUUUGGUAGCGUAACAAGUUGGACAAUUUGCACGGGCAUUUUUUUCCACCUCCCUUUUGGAUCUUGCUUCAUCCAGCUGACACUGCUUCAAAGCCUUAGGCAGCUCUCAGACUCAGAGAAGAAAUCAGUCCUAUUGGAGAUACAUAGAUGAACUGAUAGGCCAAAAUGAUAAAAUUGCAGAUGUUGCUGUGUUUGUCUGGCAUCAAAAAUCACUCUGUCCCAUCCUCUCAUGGCUGGCAUCACCUUCAGGACUGAAUGCCUCUCUCUCUUCACAUGGCGACUGUGUCUGUGACAGAGCAGGAGAGCUGCAGAGGAUGAGCUCCCUGGUCAGCACCUCACACCUCCAGCUUGCUGCCUUUGCUCUGGGCACCAUAGGCUGGAUCCUGUGCACCGUUUCCAUGGGAAUUGUGGAAUGGAGAGUGUGGCACGUGGACAACACCACUGUCAUCUCCUCUGGCAUUGCCUGGGUGGGGAUUUGGAAAGUCUGCUUCAUCAGUUACCUUCAUGUCUCACCUGGCUAUAGAGAACAGUUUUGCCAUAAAUUCAGUGGCUAUGACUCCUUCGUCCCCUAUGAAAUUUAUGUUGCUCAGGGUCUCAUGUUGAUUGCCAUGUUCAUGGGCUUGCUGGGACUGGCUGCUACAAUAUUUGCUCUGAGAAAUGUGUAUAUGGGAAUCACUCACAAAACUCUCAUUGCCCCUUUCUUCCUGGUGGGUGGCUUCUUGUACAUAUUUGCUGGUCUGUGUGUCCUGAUUCCCGUGAGCUGGAAUUUCUAUUCUGUAGCUCACAACCAGAGCAUAGCUUUUCCUCCUUCUUACUACAUGCCUUCCAGUCCAGAGGCACAGGAAGCUGGUGCUGCCAUUCCUGUUGGGAUUGUGGCUGUCAUCCUCCUGCUGCUAAGUGGGACAUUUUCUCUCUCAUACAGAUUUCCCAUGACUGCCAACACUAUCACGAAAUCCUGACAGGACAAAUCUCCCAUGCUAUUUCAGAACAAGAGCAUAGUCAAGAGAUAAGGACAGCAGCAUGAGUGGUUGUAAAGUUAAGGAACUGCAGAUUUUAAUUUUAUUCUAUAGUAGCCAUGCUAUUUUCCUAUAUGAACCAGUUGAGUCGCCAUCUUAGUACUGAUUACCUAUUACCAGAGGUUUGUUUUUGAGAUAAUUGCUGUUGAGCAGCAAAUGUGAUUAAAUUUUGCCAGUCGUCCUCUUUUGUAUAUACAAACAUUACUGACUAAUUUAUUUUUUUGGUGUAAAAUACUUACUAUGCUAAAAGAGCUGACUUUGAACUGUCCUGUAAGAAAAAUGUGAAGUAACAUGUAUUAAAUGUGAAUUUCUUUCCUUGUGGUACAAAACUCUUUUGUUGUCUAUUUAGUUACAUCUGUAGCAAAGUAUGUUUCGUGACAAGUCAAGACUUUUAAAACCAAUAAUAUGAUUUUCAUCAUGGUUGUGUCAAAUGACUUUUCCCUGAAUUGUCUUACAAAUGUCUUGCCAGAUUCUCCUCUUCCUCUAGGGCACAUAAAGAGCCAUUCCUUUA